Molecule: messenger RNA, 1056 nt
Organism: Tetrahymena thermophila SB210
Lineage: Eukaryota; Ciliophora; Oligohymenophorea; Hymenostomatida; Tetrahymenidae
Product: kinase domain protein
Exons: 11
Biological process (GO): activation of GTPase activity; nucleocytoplasmic transport
Cellular component (GO): perinuclear region of cytoplasm; cytosol; nucleus
Molecular function (GO): small GTPase binding; GTPase activator activity
Source: RefSeq, a predicted model, not a curated record
AUGUUGUAAUAGAAAUAUAUUAAGUUCACAAACUUACAAGAUUUUAUUAGCUCUUAAUUAUAGGACUAUGAAAAUGUUGUAAUUGAUUUGAGUGAAAGUAAAGGAAAAUUAGAUAAUAAGAUUAUGUCUGAGUUCACCUCUAGUUUAGCUAGCUGUAAAAACCUAAAAAAAUUAGUCAUGUAUCUCUACCAAAAAAAACUCAGUGAUGACGGAAUAUCAAAUUUAGGGUUUAGUAUAUAGAAGUGCGAGAAUCUUUCAACUUUACAAUUACAUUUGAUGUCGAAUUGUAUUGGAGAAAAUGGAGCUUUAAGCUUUGGUAAAUAUAUGUCAUAAUGCAAUAGCUUAACUACCUUAGAUGUUUCCUUUUCAUCGAAUAAAAUUGGUGAUGAAGGAGUUGAAAUGUUCAUGUCAAGUAUAUUUGAUUGCUUAAAUCUGUAAAAUUUAUCAGUUUAUUUUGGAUGUAACAAGCUUGGACCAAAAAGUGGAAAAUACAUCGGUUAAGCUUUGUCUAAAAAAAAUAACCUUUCUUCUUUUGAAAUCUCAUUAUAUUAGAAUUUAAUAAAAACUUAAGGUGCAAUAGACUUACUUUAGGGUUUGGCAAACUAAACAAACCUCUAUAAGCUGAAGCUUGAUUUGUUUGGAAAUCGCAUUGGUAUCUAGGGUGUAACUUAACUAUGUUCAACUAUGGCACAGCUAAAAAAUAUUUAAAUAUUAUGUUUAUAUUUAGGUGAGAAUAAUAUCUGUAAUGAAGCUAUAUAAAUGAUAUCUACUUCAAUAAUAAACUCAAAAAAUAUCUAUGCAUUAGAUUUGGAUUUUUAGUAAAAUUCUGUUUGUUUAAUUGAUUAAAACAAUUUAAAAUAACUUAACACACUUGAGACUGUUUUUUAAAUUUGUUUAAUUAAAAGUGAUAAUAAAGUUAGUAAAGAAGUUUUAUAAUAAUUCUGCUUGUCCAUAAGUAAAAUCAGUAAUCUCUACAUCUUAAGAGUAUCUCCAAUUGAUACUUUAGAUGUCCGUGAUCAGAAAAAGCUUAAAAAAAUAUCAAAAUUAGUUCUAUGA